Limulus polyphemus (Atlantic horseshoe crab) is the source of this 2583-nucleotide messenger RNA. RefSeq names its product serine/threonine-protein kinase 26-like. Gene Ontology annotation, molecular function: ATP binding; protein kinase activity. Lineage: Eukaryota; Metazoa; Arthropoda; Merostomata; Xiphosura; Limulidae. Bases 86 to 1891 code for a protein of 601 amino acids. Gene Ontology annotation, biological process: protein phosphorylation. The transcript has 10 exons. The record is from RefSeq and is a predicted model, not a curated record.
AUUCUCCUUGAGAAUACACCUAAGUGGGUCAGUUCCAAAAGUAGACAUUGCAACAAAUAAUGAUGAAUCAUUCCACAAGAUUUGAAUGAAAGUGGAUCCGGAAUUAAUAUUCACAAAACAAGAGAAGAUAGGAAAGGGGUCUUUUGGAGAAGUCUUUAAAGGAAUAGAUAAUAGAAGCCAACAAAUUGUUGCCAUAAAGAUUAUAGAUCUUGAAGAGGCUGAAGAUGAAAUUGAAGACAUCCAACAGGAAAUUAUGGUUUUAUCACAGUGUGAUAGUCCCUUUGUUACAAAAUAUUUUGGAUCAUUUCUCAAGGGUACGAAGUUGUGGAUCAUCAUGGAGUACCUAGGAGGAGGAUCAGCCCUUGAUCUCAUGAAAGCUGGGCAGUUUGAAGAACUCCAUAUUGCAGUCAUCUUAAGAGAAGUCUUAAAAGGUUUAGACUAUCUGCACUGUGAACGCAAGCUACAUCGAGAUAUCAAAGCUGCCAAUGUAUUGCUAUCUGAAAUGGGGGAUGUAAAGUUAGCAGAUUUUGGUGUGGCUGGACAGUUGACCAAUACAACAAGUAAACGAAACACUUUUGUAGGAACUCCAUUCUGGAUGGCACCAGAAGUUAUAAAACAAGCAGCAUAUGACUCUAAGGCAGAUAUCUGGAGCUUAGGGAUAACUGCCAUUGAGCUAGCUAAAGGUGAACCACCUAAUUCAGAUCUUCACCCCAUGAGAGUCCUGUUCCUUAUUCCGAAAAACAAUCCACCUCAACUAACUGGAAAUUAUAGCAAGCAAUUUAAAGAAUUUGUGGAGGCUUGUUUAAAUAAGGACCCAGAAAAUAGGCCUACAGCAAAAGAGCUUCUUAAGUUUCCUUUCAUAAGAAAAGCCAAGAAGAAUUCUUAUCUAAUGGACCUAAUUGAAAGAUACAAGAGAUGGAAGGCUUCUGGUGGUGGACAGAGUGAUAGUGACUCUGAAGCCUCAGACUCAGAUGAAUCCAAAGGUAAUGAUACAUGGAAGAGUUGGAGGUGGGACCUAGGGACAGUCAAGGGCCCAAAUAACCAGAUAGAACUUCAGUCAAGCCCUUAUACUAUGGAAGAAGAGGUGAAAGGGUUGCUGGUAAAAAGCCAACAAAAUGGAGAAUCCUCUCCAGUUUCACCAAACUAUCAAAAAGACAUCUCUAUCUACUUACGGCAAUCGGAGGAAAAAUCUUCAACAUCUCCACCACGAACACUGAAUGAUCCACCUGCACCACCUGCUCAUCAUAAAGGAAAAGAUCAUGAACUUAAAAAAACAUAUGUACAAAAACCAGAACGAAAUAGUAAAGAUGGUUUUGAACAAAGGCACAGAGAGUCAAAAGACAGUGUUGAUCACAAACAUCGAGAAGGAAAAGAUGGAUUUGAUCAGAAACAUAGAGACAUGAAAGAUGGUUUUGAUCAUAAACAUCGGGAAAUGAAGAGUGGAUCUGAACAAAAACAUAGAGAAGUGAAAGAUGGAAUUGACCACAAACAUCGAGAACGUAUUGGUGACCUUUCUUCACGAGAUUAUGAGGCCAAAGAACUUGGAGACAACAGAGAUCGAGAGAAAGACUUACAUCUUCAAAAGUCUCCAGUAUCACCUAUUUCUCCAACAAAAAUAAAUGCAACGAAAAGAACCCUUGCUGUUUCAACUGUUUUACAUUCUCUCACUCUGGAGCUUCAGAGGAAACAUAAGACUAAUAUAAAAUCCCCUGAUGGGGUUAGAGGAGCUGACAGUGUUGAAAAACUCCACAAUGCCUUUGACGUAGCAGAAAGAUCAUGCCCUGGAUUUAGUGAGCUUUUUGUCCAGGAGAUUUUCCAUCGACUGUUGCCAACUGUUAGCUCUACUAGAGUUCAAGAUGCCAUGGACAGACUGGCCAAGGAUGGAACCUAGGUUAACCAUGACAGGUCUGUGUGACAGUUGCCUGUGAGAAACCUUCACUUCUUUGCCGAAGGUGCCUGAUUACUGCAUGUUAAACCUCAUCAUUCCACCCACACUGCAAGGAACUAAGUUUUGUAUGAGAUACAAAUACAGAUUUUAAUUUUUUAGAAAUUUCCGGGCAGAUAAAGUUGUUUUCUAGAAUGCGAGAACACCUAGAAAGUGGGGUACACUGGUAAAGUCAACAUCUCCUGUGGAGAUUUUGAAAUAUGGUGUAUUCCAUGCUCCUCCUCCCUAAAACAAUGGAAUAAAUUAGGGCUUCAUCUAGUUCCCAUAAUCACAUAAAAUCUGUGAGUGUUUUUGAAGGGUGUAUUUACUUCGUCAUCAUAUCCUUAUAAUGUUAAUAAUAAAUUCCAUUUGGAAAUAAAUACAACAUCAACUGUAUAACUUGUUUAAUUGUUGAAGAAAAUCGUCUUAGAUAUUGAUGUGUACAGUUUAUAUUUACUAUAAGAUAAAAUAAUGUAAAAAAAGAGCUUUUAUUCCAGGUUUCAGGGACUCAAAAGUCUGCCUUUUACAUGUAAAUUAUUUUAACAUUUGCCACCUUUUUGUGUUAUUAUGAAAUUUGUGAGUGAAGUGUUUUAGAUUUACGGUAAAAUUGUCAAGUGUAAAUAAGAUAGACAUGAAAUAAAAAUCUGUUUGUUCCUUAA